Molecule: messenger RNA, 735 nt
Organism: Mollisia scopiformis
Lineage: Eukaryota; Fungi; Ascomycota; Leotiomycetes; Helotiales; Mollisiaceae
Product: glycoside hydrolase
Exons: 2
Coding region: 1-735 (244 amino acids)
Source: RefSeq, a predicted model, not a curated record
AUGAAGCUAUCCAUCACCGCUCCCGUUGCGGCUCUCUUUGCUGCAGCGGUUUCUGCUCAUGGUGGUGUUCUGUCUUACGACAUUGGCGGUACUACGUACAAAGGUUUCGUGCCAUACAACUCCGCUGCUGGUCAAUCUACCCUCCAACGAGAAUGGGACAGCUACAACCCAAUCCAAGAUCCCACUCUGGCUAGCAUGGCAUGCAACUCCGCUGGCACCCCAGGUGCCUUGACCGCCACCGUCGCAGCUGGCUCAACCAUAGUCGCCUACUGGAAUAACCCAUGGCCACACACAAUCGGCCCCAUGGUAGUAUGGAUGGCAAACUGCGGUGGAGACUGCAAGACCUUCGAGCCCACUGGCAACGUUUGGUUCAAGAUCAAUCAAGCUGGACUAAUCUCCGGCACUCUUUCCACCGGGCUCUGGGGCUCAGGACAGAUGGUCGCCCAGAACAGUUCUUGGACUGUCACUAUUCCCAAGAGUUUGGCGCCUGGUAACUACCUGAUUCGCCAUGAGACGAUUGCAAUUCAUACCGCCAAUGCUCCGCAGUGGUAUCCAGAGUGCGCUCAACUUGUUCUGACGGGUUCGGGUACAGGGGUACCGGGUGCGAGUUACUUGGCUGCGAUUCCGGGUGUGUAUCAAAUGAGAGAUCCCGAGGUCGAUAUCGAUGUUUAUUCGGCUGCCAACCAGGGUGUGACGAACUACACUAUUCCAGGUCCUGCUGUUUGGACUGGGUAG